AGCUCGCCUGCACCUGGAUACCGAUUGGGCGAGCUAGCGUAUUGGGAGGUGGGCCUCGGUCAUUACCUUGGGCUAUACGGGGCGUGCAAAAUGGAUCAAGCGUACCGCGCGUCGUAUUGUACAAGGUGGGUCCGAUAGGAGCGCUGAUGGAAUUUGGACCGAGACAAGGUGGACCAGUGGUACAGUCGGACCGGUUUCCUUGUACCGAUGGCACAGAAAAGAACAAGGGCGUCAUCGCCAUCAGCUGCGCCACGCGGCCAACGGUCCUAAUUUAAUGCAGAUGCAGACUCCUUUCUUCCUCACCAGGCUGAGCAGAUCGAAAAACGAGCUACUACCUCGCGGCGAUGAACGAACCAGAGCAGAUUGGGCUAACGGGCAUCGGCGCAGGAAUCGAUUGUUUUCUCCAACCAGUGGAGAGGUUACCAAUCUUCGCCGAUGCGGUUGGGGAGAACACACCAGGCCUUGGAAGUACAUGGAGCCAUGGGAUGUCUUCUCAUGAAGUGGAAUCUGAUAGCUCAGCCAUGGCGGAUAUUCGCUGGACUGCGGAAGUGGAUUUCGGCAGGCGGCGUAAGGGCCAUAACUCUAACAACCACGGGCCAGCUGAUUCACAGGAGUCCAUAGACGGUCUUAAUCCAGAAGCUCCUGGAUGGAUAAAAAGGGUCCGAGCUGCUUCAAUGCCACCCGACAGGACACCUUGCGCAACACGAGUUGGGGCGCUUGAGCAGUCAAUCCGAGGGUUCGCUGAAAGGAAAUCCCAAGUCGUGGUAUACCCUGAAACUGGGAUGACCUUUGAUUCUAUUGGCGAAGCCUAUGACUUCUACAAUCUCUAUUCUUGGGAAUAUGGUUUUGGGAUAAGGUACGGCAAAAGUCGGCUGAAUGUGGAGAGGACUAAAUGCAUGCAAGAAAUAGUAUGCGGAUGCUCGGGGAAGCCGAAGAGGACAAACACCCGGUCCUGCAGGUGCGAGUGCCCUGCCAUGAUUCGUUUGCUCCGGACAGAUGACAAUGGUUGGUAUAUUAGCGAGCACCGGUCUACGCACAACCACUCGUUGUCCAAGACUUGCGGUGAGCUAGUGCAUUGGCCAUCACACAAGCACAUUGACAUUUACACAAAAGAUCUGGUAAAGCAGUUGAGGGAGAACAAUAUCAACAUUAGCAAGGUGUACAACAUCAUCAGCAGUUUUUUUGGCAAUAUGGAGAACGUACCAUUCACAAAGAGGUCCCUGAGAAGCUUGUGUGGACAGAGCCGGAACCAGGCUGAUGAUGACGUGAAGAAAACCAUGGAGGUCUUUGCGGAGCUGGGAGCAAAGGAUCCUGAUUUCUGCUAUCGUGUACAGCCAGACAAGGAAAGCCGUAUCAAGAACCUUAUGUGGACCAAUGGUACAAGCAGGGAUCAGUACAAGUAUUUUGGUGAUGUGAUUACUUUCGACACCACGUACAGGACAAAUCUAUAUGAUAUGCCUUUUGGGUUAUUUGUCGGUGUAAACAAUCACUUUCAGAGUAUUAUUCUAGGGGGCGUGUUGGUUCAGGAUGAGAAAGUGGAAAGCUUUGAGUGGGUCUUCGCUGAAUUUGUCCGGAUGAUGGGAGGGAAGGCACCAAGAACAAUACUGACAGAUCAGAACCGAGCCAUGGAGAUCGCGAUACGAAACGUCUUGCCGGAUACAACACACAGAUGGUGCAAGUGGCAUGUGCUGAGAAAAGCUAACGAGUGCCUUGGUCAGUUGUACGCGAAAAGAAAUGAAUUUAGAUCUGACUUCCACAAAGUUGUGAAUCACAUGCUAACGGAGGAUGAGUUUGAGACGGGAUGGCAGUUAUUGAUUGACAAAUACAGUGUCAAAGAUAACCCAUUCCUAACACAGAUUUAUGAAGUUCGUAAAAAGUGGGCAAAGCCAUAUUUCAAAGGAGUUUUCUGUGCCAAGAUGACGAGCACACAGAGGAGUGAGAGUGCAAACCACAUGUUGAAGUCGUAUGUCCCUCCAGGAUGUGCAAUGCACAUGUUUGUGAAGCAAUAUAUAAGGCUUCAGUUUGAUAGGGACACUGAUGAGAGCUACGAGGAGAAGAUGACUAAGAUUGGUGGAGUGGUCCUGAAGACUAAAACAUUGCUUGAGAGGCAUGCUAGCAAGAUUUACACCAGGGCCAUGUUCACACAGUUUGGGAAGGAACUAUACGAAGCCAGUGCUUAUGAAGUAACGGAAGCUGAGAAGGAUAAGUUGUAUGUUGCCAUGCAUAACCAGGCUGAUAAAAGAGAAGCGUGGUGCAGGGUGUCAUUCAAAGUGCAGGUGGUAGAUAAUGGAAGAAAAUUUGUGUGCGAGUGUGGAAAUUUUGAACAUACGGGUCUGUUGUGCUGCCAUGCACUCAAGGUGAUGGAGUAUUUAAAGGUUAAGGAGAUACCUCCAGAUCACAUUGUGAAGAGGUGGACGAGAGAUGCAAGAGAUGUGUUGCCUGAACACCUCCAGCUGUAUCAGCGAGAUAAGAAUGCAGCUCGGUCAAUAACUUUUAGGCACUCGAACCUGUACGUGAAUGCAAUGGAGCUUGUUAGAAUCGGUGAUGCCAAUGUGGCAGCGUAUGAGAAAGCUAUGGAAAUUUUGAAGAAUGGGAUUGUGACAGUGACACCACUAAGCCUUGAAAGGGAUGGUUUAGGUUUGGAAGACCGGGAGGGUGCCAAGGCACGGGACCGUACGUCUGAAGGAAAUGCGGCCUAUCAUAGUGAGACAGAGUCAGCGGCACCAAUGAGGCUGUCCAGUCUUUUGGCACCAAUGAAGAAUCGAAAAGCGGGAAGACCAACGACGAGUCGUGACAAGACACCUUAUGAAGAUAUCAGCAAGCGUUCGAGAUUCUGCAGUAUUUGUCGUAGUAGAGGUCACAAGAGCACAACAUGUCCCCAGAGAGGCGACAUGCCAAAAAAACCGAGGAAAGAAGCUAGGUGUAGUCAGUGUGGUUUGACAGGUCACCGAAAGAACGCAUGUUCUAAACAUUCCGCUGAUGUCCUUAGAGCUAAUGGCGGUGUUAUCAUGUAAAUCAUCAUUUUGCCUGUCGGACGAAAAAAUUAGAUUGUUCAAAAAGAACUUCAUUUUACAUUUAAAUAUUGUGGUACUGGGCUGUGUUGAAGGCUGUGGUUACUGGUUAGGCAGUUAGGCACUGUUUGGUGUCCACAGAUUGUUAUAUCAACUAUAGGUACUUGGGUAACAGGAAAGUGAAAACACCUACGGGUGUCUUCACAGUUUUUCAGUAUAA
This is a messenger RNA of Lolium perenne, 3231 nucleotides long. Its product is annotated as protein FAR1-RELATED SEQUENCE 5. The record is from RefSeq and is a predicted model, not a curated record. Gene Ontology annotation, molecular function: nucleic acid binding; zinc ion binding. NCBI's taxonomy places the organism in Eukaryota, Viridiplantae, Streptophyta, Magnoliopsida, Poales, Poaceae.